AUGACCUGCCAGCUGACUUUAGGCCCCCGCAGGGCACGGAAAUUUAUGUGCCUCAUGUCUCCAGAUACGAAACUGCUGGUCAUCGAUGAGCCCACGAGCGCGAUGGACCUUGAAGGGGAGUUUAAGCUAUUCGAGGCGCUCCGGCGCGUGCGCUCGGGGUGGACCCUCGUCAUACACCGCUCUGGGGCGGCCACCUCACGCGCCAUGUGUAUGUAUGACGACAUGCUUUUGGAAUCAGACACGCACAAGCUGCCUGUCGAGCGGAACGGUGUCUACAGCAAGUUGUAUAAUAUUCAAGCCCAUGUGCUCCCAUAA
Molecule: messenger RNA, 315 nt
Organism: Phanerochaete carnosa HHB-10118-sp
Lineage: Eukaryota; Fungi; Basidiomycota; Agaricomycetes; Polyporales; Phanerochaetaceae
Exons: 2
Coding region: 1-315 (104 amino acids)
Source: RefSeq, a predicted model, not a curated record